AUGUCUUACAAGCAACUCCACGACGCCGCCAACGGAGUGGAUGCUGGCGAACACCUUGACCAUGCUGUCGACCAGAGCCAGCAAUCGCCUUUCAAGGUUGCGCGGUCUGAGAGGCGGUUCUUCAAGACCGCUCACUCGUUGCACACGGCCAUCUCGGUGGCUGCUGGGACCGUUAUGAUGUUGUUUGGGUACGAGCAAGGUGUGUUUGGGGGCAUCAUCGUCGGUGAAGACUUUCUUGAAUACUUCAACCAGCCAUCGCCGGCGAUGCAGGGCUUCGUGACUUCGGUCUAUGGUGUCGGUGAAAAGCUCGGCAGGAAGAAGAUGCUCAUCAUCUCUACCAUCGUCAUGACUAUUGGCAUCAUCCUGCAGACUGCUGCGCACAGCAUGAACGACAUGGUCCUUGGCCGGUUCGUGGCUGGUAUCGGAAACGGUGGCAAUACCGCCACUGCUCCAGUUUGGCACGUGGAAACAUCCCAUCAGAGUGCGAAGGGUUCCGCAGUUGUGAAGGAGAUGGCUGUGAACGUGCUCGGCUUCGUGCUCUCCAACUUCAUCACUCUGGCCUUCAGCGGCGUUGUCACCGAGGCUCAAUGGAGAUUCCCGCUUGGAAUUCAGCUCAUCUUCUGUUUGAUCAUCCUGUCAAUGAUACCAAUCCUACCAGAAAGCCCUCGGUGGAGCAUUGCGCGGGGGAAGGAAGAAGCUGCACGGCUUGUGCUCCACCAACUCAAUGAUGGCGACGCUGAAGUCGAGUUUGAGGAGAUCCGAAGCUCGGUGAAAGCCGAGCAGGCUACAAAGGGCUCCUGGAGCCAACUCCUGCGCGGUGGCAUAGCGACAAGGCGGGUACUGUUGGGCAUGAUGCUGCAAGUGGCCCAGCAGCUUUCCGGCAUAAACGUACUGGCCUAUUACUUGCCCGUCGUGCUUCAUCGAUCUGUUGGUCUUCCGCAGCUCACAGCACGUCUCGUGGCCGCUGCCAACGCAGUCAGCUUCUGGCUGGCUACCUCAGCAUCAAUACUGUUCGUGGAAAAGGUUGGUCGGCGGCCUCUGUUGAUGCUCACUGCAGGCAUUAUGGCGAUUGCCUUCCUAGGUGUGUCAAUUGGUGUUGGCGUAGGCCAAGUAUCACCGGACAGUCAUGCACCUGGCAUCGUGGCAACUGUCUUCAUCUGGCUUUACUUUACCACCUUCGCAUCAGGCUGGAUAUCAAUCCCUUGGCUCUAUCCCGCAGAAGUCGUGGUACAAACCACUCCACCAGGAAUACAUCACUUGAAGUGGGGUCUGUAUCUCAUCUAUGCCAUACUGAAUGCUACAUUCGUGCCACUGGUCUACUAUCUUGUUGUUGAGACUCGGGGGCGUAGUCUGGAAUCGACCGACCGAUGGUUUGCCGCCAAUCCGAAAUGGCUAGUCCAUGGAGCAGAUCACUCGGUCGCGACUGGAACCGAUGGAGCUCAAGACGCUCGCUACGGUGGACUCAGUGUUGCCGAGGACCACGAGGCGAUGAUGCGUGAUUUCGAGGUGGGCUCGGACGAUGAGAUGUCGUCACCCGGAAGUCCUGUGGUUCGAAGAGCGUCCUAUCCGACUGAGGAAUAG
This is a messenger RNA of Saxophila tyrrhenica, 1581 nucleotides long. RefSeq lists its product as uncharacterized. Gene Ontology annotation, molecular function: carbohydrate:proton symporter activity. The coding region runs from base 1 to 1581 and encodes 526 amino acids. Gene Ontology annotation, cellular component: membrane. The record is from RefSeq and is a predicted model, not a curated record. The transcript is spliced from 9 exons. Gene Ontology annotation, biological process: carbohydrate transport; transmembrane transport. Lineage: Eukaryota; Fungi; Ascomycota; Dothideomycetes; Mycosphaerellales; Extremaceae.